Branchiostoma floridae (Florida lancelet) is the source of this 2174-nucleotide messenger RNA. RefSeq names its product kelch repeat and BTB domain-containing protein 8-like. The record is from RefSeq and is a predicted model, not a curated record. The coding region runs from base 20 to 1780 and encodes 586 amino acids. The transcript is spliced from 5 exons. Gene Ontology annotation, molecular function: protein binding. Lineage: Eukaryota; Metazoa; Chordata; Leptocardii; Amphioxiformes; Branchiostomatidae.
UAGCAUCAUCAUCAUCAACAUGGCUGCCGCAGGCCAAAAACCCCACGUCAGCGCAGUUUGUCCUCGUUCCUACCAAGACGAGAGCUAUCUGCACGGGUUUCUUGGAACUGUGGGCGACUUACAAAAGGAUGGGGCAUUUCAGGAUGUUGUCCUUGAAGUCGAGGGCCGGCGGUUUCCCUGCCAUCGGCUUGUUCUGUCCGCGGCCAGCCCCUACUUCAGGGCCAUGUUUACAAGUGACAUGGCGGAAAGUCGUCAGAAGACGGUUGUUUUACAGGGUUUAGAGGCGGGUAUGUUUGGGGAUAUCCUGAGUUACAUCUACUCGGGAACCCUCAGAUUGUCCCUGGACAAAGUGCAGCCCCUGUACCAGGCAGCUGACCUCCUCCAACUGGACUAUGUGAGAGACACCUGCAGCAGCUACAUGGCCAUGAAUGUGGAGUGCUCCACCUGUGUGGACCUGUACAAGUUUGCUGAUGUCUUCUCUGUAGACAUUGUCCGGAAACGCUGUUUGCAGUGGAUUGCCAAACACUUUACUGAGAUUGCCUCCAGCGAGGAUUUUUGCAGCCUGGGUGUGAAUCAGCUGACUGAGAUCAUCAGCAACGAUGAGCUGGACGUUAAAGAGGAGACAACAGUGUGGGAGGCUGUGGUGAGAUGGGUGCAGCACAGCAGGGAGGACAGACUGCAUCACCUACCCAGCAUCCUCCCUCACAUCCGCUUUAACCUGCUGACCUCAGACGACACGGCAGCCAUCUUGGAUCACCCCCUGGUCAGGGAGAAUCCUGGGAGUUCUACGUUCAUCGGGAAUGUGGUACAGAAAGGGAACCCCAACCUGAAGCCAAGGCUUGGGAUGACCACAGAGAUGGCUAUUCUGUCAAAUGCUUUUACCAAAGAGCUCCUCUUCAUGAACCCUCGGGAAGGGAAGUACAUCAGCUGCAACAGGCCCGAAGACUUUCCUCGUGACAAAAACGUGACCGUCACCAGUGGCAACAACAUCUACAUCCUGACUCGUGACCAAGAGAGUAACGAACCAUUGUCUGUUUAUAAGUACAACCAUGCGGGGAGUGUGUGGGAAGAUGCUGGUAUGUCCUCAAUAUCUAGGUGGCAGAGACAUGAAAUUGAUUUUACAUGGUAUAAUGAGUACCUCUUUGAAGUUGAUCAGAUUCUAUACUAUCUUGCUGCCGAUGUAAGGGAAGACAGUGGGUUGGUGUGGAUGUGGAAGUGCAACCGGCACACGGACCACUGGCAGGAGUGUUCACAGCUGCAACUUCGAUAUCAAUACAUCAAAAAGAAAACUCCAUACAUGUACAGUGCAGCCUUGUCCUGCAGUUCACAACUCUAUUUCCUCACCAGCGCCGAAGUACAUUGCUACAAUCCAAGUCAGAAUCGCUGGUUCGAGCGGACCCCACCAAUGAUCAUUGAUCAAGUCUGCACAGCAGUUGCCAUGGGAACAGAGAUUUUCUGCACAGAUUUUCACAACACCCAGACUCUGUUGUACGACACAGAGUCAGACUGCUGGCAGAAACUGCAAGGCUGGCCGAAUCCAGGAAACCAUGUUUAUAACCAUCCCUAUCUUUUUGUAAUGGAGAACCAGCUGCACAUAUGGUUUAGCUGUCGUAUUGAUGAGGAUGAUAUUGAGGAAAAAGAACACCUGGUAUAUGUGUAUGACAGGUCUGCUGGCGCCUGGACAGAUCUGAAGGCUGUCCUGCCAAGUAAUUGUUAUGUAGCACGUAGUUCUCACUGCCCUGUGGCACGUAUAUACCUGCCAUAUCUUAAGGGGGAAUAAAACACGUCACUUCUGAAGCUUAGCAGCAUUGAUAUACAAGAUAAGGACACACAGGGCAGGAUUGAUCAACAAUGUUUUGUGUAUAUCUCGUGUUAUGUCGAAUGCGCCUACAAUGGUGUAGCUAUUGUGUUAUAUUUUUUUUAUUUGGGUAAAUAUUACAGAACAGAAAGGGUUUCUUCUAUCUUUUAGAUCGGGGACAUAUUUCUAUAACAGAUUGCAAUAAUGUCCGUGUCUUAACGUCCGAUUUGAGCAGUGAUUACCCAACAUCAUUAACCAGGCACCAGCCUGAUUUACUGGGUCUCUCAUACUACCAACUCACCUGCUCACUAACAACCCUGGUUGAGUACCUUAAACCCCCUGGCCAGGAUAUCAUAUACCCUUUAUGAAACUUUUA